CGUGGAGCUGCCAUGGCCCGUUUGUGGUUCCCUGGACUCACCCUGAUGACCCUAACCCUCAUCCCUCAAUGGUCCAUGGGUUGUCCCUUUGGAUGUCGCUGCUACAGCCUCACAGUGGAGUGUGGAUCGCUGGGGAUCAAGGAAAUCCCACAGGGUGCCCCCUCCAUCACAGAGACAAUCUUCCUCCAGGACAACGCCAUAGUGCAGAUUCGCCUCCAGGACCUGAAUCGCCUGAGAAGCCUCCAUUAUUUGUACCUGCAGAACAACAGCAUCUCUGCCCUGGAGCCCGGGGCCUUUCUCAACCAGGGCCAGCUGCUGGAGCUGGCCCUCAACGGAAACCUCAUCCACCUGGUCACCCCUGACAUGUUCCAGGGUCUGGAGCACCUCCGCAUCCUCUAUCUUGCCGGCAACCAGAUUACUCGCAUCCAGGACCACACCUUCAGGGGACUGCAGCGCCUGCAGGAACUACACCUGCAGGAAAACAGCAUAGAGCUGCUAGCAGAGCAUGCUCUGUCUGGGCUAUCAUCCCUGGCCCUGCUGGACCUCAGCAGGAAUCACCUCCGCACUCUGGGAGCCUCGUUCCUAAAACCUCUAGUCAGCUUGCAGGUGCUCCGUAUCACGGAGAACCCAUGGCGCUGUGAUUGCGCUCUCGGCUGGCUACGAACAUGGAUCGGCGAAGAUGGACAGCGCCUACUGAGUUCGGCAGAGCAGCGUCGACUGAUGUGUGCUGAACCUCCGCGUCUUUCACCUCAAGCUUGGCAGAGGUGGCGCCUAAACAGUCUGGUGUGUAUUCCGCCUGUGGUGCAGCUCGAGCCCAGCCACUUGACUGUACGACUUGGCGAGAGCCUCCGAGUGUCCUGCCAGGCCUCCGGAUAUCCUCAGCCUCAGGUGACGUGGAAAAAAGCUUCCCAUGGCAAGGCCCAGUUAUCACCUAGAGGUCUUUUCCAAGAGCUGGGACCCAAUGGGGAACUGUACCGUCCAGGGCCAGGCGGAGUGGUAACAGCUCUGCCCAGCAGUGGGGGGAUUAAGGUUGGAAGUGGCGGCGAAAUUCAAGGACUUGUGCGUGGGGCAGAGGAGGGCGGUGAAAGAGAUAGCUUUGACCCAGACAUGGGCAGCGGCAUGUUAUUCCUCAGCAAUGUGACCGUAGCGCAUGCUGGUCGUUAUGAAUGUGAGGCGUGGAACCCAGGUGGUGUGGCUAGGGUUACAUUUCACCUGGCUGUUAACAUGUCUUCUUCCUCUUACUCGUCCCAGCUGUGGCCUCGUUUGAACACACACUCCUAUGUUUCUUCGUCGUCUAGCUCCUUCUAUCAGCCAGAAGUUCUGGAUGUUAGCCAGGAGCCCCUGUAUGAGCAGGAGAGCAUGGACUUCAAUGCUCUGGGUCCAGCCACACAGACUGCCAUCGCUAUUGGAAUCUCCCUUCUGGCUCUCACUGCUGUUCUUCUUCUGAUUAUGAUCUACACUCGUCACCAGCAGUACCAAAAAGAGGACAAUGGCUCCUACUGUACCAGCAAAGAGGAGAGCAUCCUUUACGUGAAUGACUACUCUGAUGGACCAACGACCUUUGCGCAGUUGGAAGAGUACCGUGAUGACCACGGCCAUGAGAUGUAUGUACUCAACCGAACCAAGCCUGUCAUGGGCUCUACUACAUCAAGGUGUCAAAUGAUGAGCGGCUUUGUCCAGCAGAAGGGAAUGAAAGAAGCUCUCCUGGAUCACGAAAUGGUGCAGACACUGACGCGAUCGGCGGGAAUUGGGUUUUGCAGAAACCUAGCAGAAGGUGGAGAAGGGCCGCUAACGGCAGGUCCAGAAGAUCUGCUUCUCAGCCAGAGCCUUCUGUUUGGGUCCCAGGUGGCGUACGAGAUUCACUGCUGAAGGAUAUUUAAU
Molecule: messenger RNA, 1881 nt
Organism: Fundulus heteroclitus (mummichog)
Lineage: Eukaryota; Metazoa; Chordata; Actinopteri; Cyprinodontiformes; Fundulidae
Product: leucine-rich repeat-containing protein 24-like
Molecular function (GO): protein binding
Source: RefSeq, a predicted model, not a curated record